AGUUGCUGAGUGCAGAGUCUGCACGGGGAAAGUUCUAGGUCCUGGGAUCCUCGCAGGUGUCAUGGCUCAGUAGUUUAUCUUUAAAACUUACUUUUUUUGGUGCUCGGUCUUCAGAGGGAUUAAUUCUGCCACGUGUUAGGAGUUUGAGGCUCUCGCCCUAGCAAGGCCCCUUGCACUCGACUCGUCUGUCUCUGAUUUCCGUGCCGUUCGUUGGGAGACUCCCCUCCCGGGGGCGACCUUCCCUCUGAGACUCCAGAGCCCUCCACGCUUGGGUCUCCGUCCCCGGUGGGGAACCCAACCCACCCGGGAGCGAGCGGAAAUGAAGCUGGACGACACCUCCCCGCCCUCCGAGGGCUCUGCCCGCACCCUCGAAAAUUCCCUCUCCAAGAUUCUGCACGGUCUUAGCCAGGCGUCAGGCCGGGGCCACGCCAGACCCUCCGUCCUGCACGACCUCAGUGCUUUAAUCGAGGCCGCCGAUGGGAACGAGUUAUUUGUGGGGAGUGGGACUCGGGGGAUGCCCGAGGUCCUGGGACAGGUGGCGAAGGCCCUGGAGAAGUUCGCAGCCCCGCCCCAGGAGAAGACAGAGGGAGGCGAUGGCCAUUCCGAAGUGCCCGAGAAGGCAACCGAAGUCGGGCUACUGUUUCUCAAGCUGCUGGGGAAGGUGGAAAGUACUGCAAAGAGUUCUCCCGUCUGCCCUGCGUGGAAGACAGGCCUCCGCCACUUGGCGGGACCCGUGUAUGUUUUUGCCGUCACACACAGACUGAAGCAGCCCUGGACCAGUACAAGAUCUCAGCAGGUGGCUGAUGAGGCGCUGUCCUUACUGCUUAGGGUUACGGAGUGCAGUUCUGUGGCAGGAUUCUUAUGCGGGGAAAAUGAGGAUGACCGAGGGAGAUUUGCUGCGGUCUUGGGGCUUCUGAAACCCCAUUUGAAUAAGGAAUCCUGGAAGAAUAAUCCCGCUGUUAAACAUGUUUUCUCCUGGACUCUGCAGCAGGUCACGCAGCCCUGGCUGAGCCAGCACCUGGAGAAGAUACUUCCUCCGUCUUUGAUCAUCUCAGAUGACUAUCAGACAGAGAAUAAAGUCCUGGGUGUGCAAUGCCUCCAUCACAUUGUGAUUAACGUGCCCGCUGCUGAUUUGCUGCAGUACAACAGAGCCCAGGUCCUGUACCACGCCCUUUUCAACCACUUGUACAUGCCAGAGCACCACCUCAUUCAGGCUGUGCUCCUGUGCCUCCUAGAUUUAUUCCCUGUCCUAGAGAAAGCUCUGCACUGGAAGGGAGAUGCAGCUCGAGCCACUGCACACUGUCAUGACGUACUUCAACUCAUCCUCACCCACAUGGAGCCAGAGCAUCGCCUUCUCUUACGUAGGACGUACGCCAGAAACCUGCCCGCCUUUGUGAAGAAGUUGGGGAUCCUAACUGUCCGGCACAUGAAGAGGCUGCAGCAAGUUAUUGUUGGUUAUCUGGAGGUUUAUGAUGGACCAGAAGAAGAAGCAAGGUUGAAGAUACUGGAAACCCUGAAACUUGUCAUGCAGUAUACUUGGCCCAGAAUUUCCUGCAGAGUUGUGGUCUUGCUGAAGGCUCUCCUGAAACUGAUAUGCGAUGUAGCAAGGGAUACAAGCCUCACAUCCGAGGCAACUAAGAGCACCCUGCUCCAGGAAGCCACAGACUGCCUGAUUCUUCUGGACCAUUGUUCUCAGGGGCAAGUGAAGGGUCUUCUGUCUAGAAUCGUCCUGUCCUGUGAAGACAGCACAGUGGUGAGCUGCAUCAGUAAAGUGCAGCAGUGCUCUGCAGGUGUCCCUGAGUGACACCAUGACCAACCAGCAAGGAAGGGUGUGGAUGGAG
Molecule: messenger RNA, 1841 nt
Organism: Microtus oregoni (creeping vole)
Lineage: Eukaryota; Metazoa; Chordata; Mammalia; Rodentia; Cricetidae
Gene: Tti2
Product: TELO2 interacting protein 2
Exons: 7
Coding region: 320-1804 (494 amino acids)
Cellular component (GO): nucleoplasm; cytosol; centrosome
Source: RefSeq, a predicted model, not a curated record